Phragmites australis (common reed) is the source of this 2057-nucleotide messenger RNA. RefSeq names its product AT-rich interactive domain-containing protein 1-like. The transcript has 4 exons. Bases 365 to 1546 code for a protein of 393 amino acids. The record is from RefSeq and is a predicted model, not a curated record. Lineage: Eukaryota; Viridiplantae; Streptophyta; Magnoliopsida; Poales; Poaceae.
CUCUUUUUUCGUUGCCUGAUUGUUGCCCCCCAAAAUCCAAGGAAAGCUGUGCUCAAAGACGAGAGGGGGAGAAAAUCUUAGGAUAGAUCCAUUCAAUAAUUUUUAGCUUAGCAAUACAAUAGCAAAAUUCCUCUCACUGCCAGUGGGCCCAAAGCUUUACCCCUACGAAUCACGCCGCUCAACUCGCUAACCCAGAACAUUCCGUUUCGAAAUUUACGAGUUACAGCUAAAAAGCCAGUCAUCCGUCGUCGUCGCAGGCGCAGGUGGGAGCAGCAAGCAGCGCGCGGCCGGCGACCCCAACACGCCGGCCUCGACAGCCGCCCGCGGGGCCGCGGCUGCGCCUGGCGGCGGCGACCUCGCUCCGAUGGUGGGGAUGUGCCAUCACCAGCUCCGAGACGACCCCUUCGGCGCCCUAGGCGGCCACUGCAGUGGCGAGCCACGGCUCGCGACCGCUGGUGCUUCCUCAUCCUCCUCCUCCGCUCCUUCGUCUGUUUCCGCCUCUCCGCUCGCGCAGGCGCAUGGCGGCGGCGGCGAGCCGCGGCAGCUGUUCGAGGCGCUCGUCGGGGGAAGCCUGGUGCGCGGCGCGGGAGGCGGCGGCGCGGGUUGGGAUCUGGGGGAGCUGGUGCGUUGGAUGCGGGACCUAGCCAUGGAUCCCGUGGCGGCGCGGCCGGCGCCUGCUGAGGACAGGGCAAGGAAGCGGCAGGUGCGGGCUUUGCGGCGCGCGCGCUACCUCAGGAUGGAGGACGUGGCGGACACAGAGGAGCUCCCCAGCUUCGCCAAGAAAAGGAAGCACAAAGCUCACAAUAACCACUGGGACAAACAAAAAAAGAAAGGGUGCAUGAAUAUGCCAACAAGGAAAUCGGAGAGGCUAGCUAAGAGAAUGAAACUCAUGGCAUCAUUGCUCCUUACACAACGGAAAAAGAUUGGAGUAGGUGAGCACUUUCAGGCUGAGGUACCUGACUGGACUGGGCAACCUUCAGGGGAAGAGCUUUCAUGUUACAGGAGUGACUCAGAGACAUCAAAGAUGCUAGGAACUAGGAUUUGGCCUCCUGAAGGUGAAGUUUACAAAACCGAUAUUGUACUUGCUGGCCAGGGAAGGCCAGAAUCAUGCAGCUGCCCCUAUCCAGGAUCCUUCUUCUGCAGACAGCACCACAUAAAUGAGGCAAGAGAUCAGCUGCGGUCUGAACUUGGUCAAGCAUUCACAGAAUGGCAGUUUGAUUCGAUGGGAGAGGAGGUUUGUAAGUUGUGGAGUUGUGAUGAGCAACUAAAGUUUAAUGCACUUGAGCGAUUGGCUCCUGUUAUGGACCAUAAGACAUUUUGGGCAGUUGCGUCGAAACAUUUUGUCUCAAAGCCCAGGAUAGAUUUGAUAAAGUACUACCUGAAUGUGUUCCUGAUGAGAAGAGUGUUAAGCCAGUGCAGAUUGAGUCUUCUGGAAAUUGACAGUGAUGAAGAUGAAGUGGAAGAAGAGGAGAAUGAAGAUCAACCUGAAGGCUCCAGCUCUCUUCAUAGGACUCAAGAUGUCCAGGAUGUGAAGAAGGUUUCAUGAUUCUGCUGACAGCCAUCUGACAUGAUUUUCUGCAUAUUUUUCAUUACAUGGCUUCAUUCACUUAGGUUGAGCCAUCCAUUUUGAGCACUGAACAGAAACUUAAUGGAGUGUCAAAUCAUUAGCAAUGCCUCUCAAGCCAAGCAAAUCAGUUGUAACCCUCAACCUCAACUGAGGCAAAUUAUUCCCUGUUGUACAGGCAAAAAAACAAAGGAAACCUGAGAAAAAAAAAGGACGGGGGGGGGGGGGGGGUGUUGAAUGGAAAGUGAAGGAACUGUUUUGCUUCCCUUUUUCUUGAGGCUUGAUGUAAGGCUUUUGACCAAGCCAGUGUCUCAGCUGGUGCUUUCAGCAAGCAUUUGGCAACUGUGUUUACCAUCCGGAGAUGUUUUUCUCCCCUUUUUAGAAUUGUUCUAGAGUUUAAUAGUUCUUUUGGCAUAACAAAAGCAUACAUUUUGACUAUGAUUUGAGUUAGUUCAGUUCAGAUGAUACAUGGAAUGUUUCAGAUGUUCAUAUA